Molecule: messenger RNA, 2580 nt
Organism: Brassica rapa (field mustard)
Lineage: Eukaryota; Viridiplantae; Streptophyta; Magnoliopsida; Brassicales; Brassicaceae
Source: RefSeq, a predicted model, not a curated record
AUCACCUAAGGACAAAAAAAAAAUAUGUUAGCCAACGACAAACCGCGUCCGUCCCAGCGAAAUUAUACAAUUUUUAUUUAAAUAAUAUCAUAUAAAGCCUAACGACUUCCUCUAUCAUACCCCGAUAAUGUUGUUCUAACGUCUACUUUUCUUAAAAUGUCAGCGAACCACAAUUUGUAUGUACGAAAGACAAACUUUUUCAUCUAUCCAAACAAGUAAAACUCUUUCUACUAUUUUUUGUUUAUAGCGUUUCAUUUUCCACUAUCUUCUAAAACUUUAUAACCAAGUAAUUGCAUAUAACUUUUUUUCCACUAUUUUAUUAUUAGUUCGAUUAGCGAAAAUUUUAUUUUGAGAAAUGCAUAGACAUAGACUAUUUAUAGAUUUUAAAAAUUUAUUUGAAUAGUCACAACUAUUUAAUUUGAAUAGUCACAUUCUUUCUAUUUAAAAAUAGUUAUUUUGAAAAAAUACUUAUAGAAAUAGUCAUAACUCUUCACAUGAAUAGUCACAACUUAUUAAAUAUACAUCUCUUAAAACAAAGAAUUGUACAAAGACAUUUUUGAAUAUUUAACAUCAUAAGAAAAAAAAAUAACUAUAUAGACAACUUUUGGAAAAAACACAACUUUUCAAUAUUCAACUUUUAGAAAAGACGCAACUUUUUGAUAACUUAUAGAAAAGACACAACCUUUCAACAUAAGUGAGAUUCACAACCUUUCAACAUAAGUGAGAUUCACAACCUUUGGAAUUAAUUGGGAUUGCUAUUAUUAGUAGAUAUAUGAAAGCCGUUAGAAAAAAAAAGGUUAUCCAGAAAUUUUGAUUUUUAAUUUGGGUACUACUGAAAAGUCUAAUAUUGAUACAUUAAUUGCAUUUUCUAACAUGUAUUGCUAUAUUAAUGGCUAUAUUAAAUUCAUUUGUAUUCGAACAUCAUUUACUUUUCAAAAGCAAAAAUUAUUAUAGGAUAUCUUUUCCAUCUUUACUAAAUUUCAUAAAUACGCUAGCAUUUUCUCUUCCAUAUCUGGGAAAAUUUAUACUGCUAUAUUAAUUGCAUUCGUAUGUCAGCAGUGAAAUAAAUCAUAACAAGGAAACAACAUGUACUUUAUCUGAUUAUUAUUAUGCUUUAAAUUAAUAGCAUUUCUUUCGUAAAAAGAAUAAAUAUUGUUUCAAAGACUUGUUCGUUUUCCUUGUGCAUAACCCCAAUGAACCAUUGAGAGCACUUCAAAAAUAUCAAAACAUCUUGGAAAUUAUAAUCAUGAUCAGUCGAAUGAUGGCAAGUUUAACUGUAUUCAUCAUUUUAAUCAUAGCUGUGAUGGUCACCGGAAGAGAGUAUGAUGAUACUCGUGAUGCUGAAAUAGACGAACUUUUGAAAAAACUAAAUAAACCUGCUCUUAAAUCCAUCAAGAGCCCAGACGGAGAUAUCAUAGAUUGUGUUCACAUGAAGAAUCAUCCAAUUUAUGAUAAUCCUUUAUUCAAAAACCACACCAUUCAGAUGAGACCAAGUUCUUACCCAAAAGGAUGGAACAAAGAAGCUUCAAAAACCCAAAACCAUAGUAUGGUGAUGCAACUCUGGACAAUCAACGGAAAGUGUCCAAAAAAUAGUAUUCCGAUCAUAAGACCGAGAAGAGAAAACAUUUUACAAGCUGAAUCAGUAGAAAGAUACGGGAGAAAAGAUCCCAAUAGCCUCCCUCAACCAAAGCCAACCAAUCCACCAAGUAAUACUACAAAUGAGUAUGCCAUAGUUACCGUAAAUUCGCCACAAGGCAAAUUUCAUGGAGCCCAAGCGGAUAUAAAUGUGUGGAAGCCCCAUGUACAAACGCGAAGAGAAUUUAGCCUAGCACAAAUAUGGGUCAUGGGUGGCACUUAUCCUAGCCGCGACACCAUUGAAGCUGGUUGGCAGGUGUUCCAGCGAUUUUAUGGUGAUGACAAGCCUCGAUUUUUUAUUUAUUGGACGGCUGAUGAAUACAAAAAGACAGGCUGCUACGAUCUUAGAUGUCCAGGUUUUGUUCAUGUCAACAGAGAUUUUGUUAUAGGUGCACCUAUGCCUAAAGUUUCCGUCAUGGGUGGUCGACAAGCAUCAUUUCUCACAACUAUAUGGAAGGAUCCCCGCACAGGGAACUGGUGGUUGAGAUUGGGUUACUAUCAGAUUCUCGGGUACUGGCCUUCCUCAUUGUUCAGUAAUUUAAAGAAUGGUGCUUCAGAAAUUCAUUGGGGAGGUGAAAUAACAAACUACAAGGAGGAUUCACAACACACAUCAACGAAUAUGGGGAGUGGUCGUUUCGGAUAUGAGGGAUAUAAAAAGGCUAGUUAUUUCAUGAAUCUUGAGAUAGAAGAAGACGGUGUUACGAAACCUCCUGAAAGUCUUACUCCCUUUGUGACUAAUCAGAAUUGUUACAAUGUAAUCCGAAAUCCUUUCCAUCCUCAGUUGGGGGCUUCCUUUUAUUAUGGUGGUCCUGGUCGAAAUGCUAUGUGUAAAUGAUUUCAUAUAUAUGUUAUGAAAAUGAGAGCAUGUAUAUGAGUCGAUCUAUAAUAUUAACCACCGUCGUAUCUAUAUAUAUACGUGAUGGUGCAAUAAAUUUUAAAAGAUAA